UGUACUAGCUAGGACGACUUCAUAGAUAUCAAUUUCCAACAUUGUUUGUUCAACCAAACUGAAGACAAGCCUCGGAGAGCCUCUCAAGAAAUGAAGUUUACGACCUUUUUCUCUCUGUUUCUACUUUGUGGCUUCACCUCACACCUUGGUUCAGCCAGCGCAGAUGUGGUGGACACCGACGGUAAUCCUCUUGAAAAUGGUGGCACAUACUUUAUAAGGCCAGUUAUAAUAACUGGAAACGGCGGUGGAGUGGAAUUUGCAGCAACCGGAAACGAAACUUGCCCUUUGUCUGUUCGCCAAAAUCCAAGUCCUUUGUCUAACGGCCUACCGGUAGAAAUUUCAUCGCCAAUCAAAUUCCCUUUUAUAAAAGAAAGUUUUAUUUUGGACAUUAGGUUCCCUUUUGUAGCCCCGUGUGCUCCCUCUCCAUCGAAGUGGACUGCUGUGAAGUUUGGGGGAAAGGGGUUGGUUGUUAAACUUACUGGCUACGACAACACAGUAGCCGGUGGGUUUAAAAUCAAGAGCGUUCCCAAUGAUAUUGGAGGCUACAUCCUCUUGUUCUGUCCAGAGAAUAGUUCUUGUGGCUAUGUUGCAAUUGAGAUUUAUCCUACAACAAACAAGCGUUUGGGGGUCACUCCGUAUGAGGAGACUGCAUUCUGGAUUCGCUUUCAGAGAGUUUACACGUCAUCUGCGUGAAUUACCGAUGGAUAAUGAUUCAAUGACUACCGAAAUUUGACUCCUAUGUUACUCCCUGACGUAGAAAGUAAUUUUUAAUUUUUUUUUACUUGCAAAAGAGAGUAUGUCACGUGAGGGAAAGAGAAGUUAAUUAAUGUUAACUUUUUCAAACUGUGAAAGUGAAUGGAAAUGGCCAAAAGCGGUUUUGAAAAAAAAUCAUUUGCAGACCAUUGAGAAUGGUGUU
This is a messenger RNA of Vigna unguiculata (cowpea), 916 nucleotides long. Its product is annotated as kunitz-type trypsin inhibitor KTI1-like. Lineage: Eukaryota; Viridiplantae; Streptophyta; Magnoliopsida; Fabales; Fabaceae. Gene Ontology annotation, molecular function: endopeptidase inhibitor activity. The record is from RefSeq and is a predicted model, not a curated record.